AUGGUUCCAUCAUUCGUUAUUUUUUUAGUAUUAAAUAUCUUUAUUGGCGCUAAUUUUACAGCUCUAGCAGAAUUGUCAAUGGAAAGUCGAUUAAUUCAUCGUAACUAUUAUUGGUACAUAAAAGGAAGAGAAGAACGAUUACAAAAUGGGUCAACGCCAUUCGGUUUUGAUCAUUUACCGCCACAGACAGUAUUAUGUGUGAUUCUUCACAAAACAAUCAGUUGUGAUGCAGUAAUGGAAGCAUUGAAAAACUAUAAAGAAUACAUUCACACCGAUGAAUUCACUUGA
This is a messenger RNA of Brugia malayi, 288 nucleotides long. RefSeq lists its product as uncharacterized. The transcript has 3 exons. Lineage: Eukaryota; Metazoa; Nematoda; Chromadorea; Rhabditida; Onchocercidae. The record is from RefSeq and is a predicted model, not a curated record. Bases 1 to 288 code for a protein of 95 amino acids.